GUUACGAUAUCUCUUCAGAGAUUACAUCUACUUUGUGUCACUUACAGAUCGUACAUUGUAACAUGAUUUGCUCGAAGCAAAGUUGAUGGAGGGGAUGAUUAGAACAUAUAAAUACCAGUUUCGGCUGACAAUCAGUACUUCGAAGAAGCUAUGGACACACGAUUGAUUUUGCUGGCCCUGACCAACUGUGGGUUCGCUAUGGGAGCCAAGCUUCCUAUGGACGGCAAAGGCAAUGGUCCGGGCAUGCCGCCUGCCAUUGUUGGAGGAACAGAUGCCGCAGAGGAUGCGUGGCCAUGGCAGGUGAAACUGCUGUACGGAGAAAGCUUUUGGUGUGGCGGUACACUUCUUAAUGACGAAACCGUACUGACGGCGGCUCACUGUAUCCACAAUAAAAAAAAAAAGUAUUUCAGAGUAGUAGUAGGGGAUUACAACCGACGAAACGACGAAAAGAAGACAAGAGGUGAAAAAAAGAUAAGAGUGAAGAAAAUAAGAAAGCAUCCUGAUUAUGCCCGUGGAGUUCUACAUGAUCUGGCAAUCAUGAAGCUUAAGAAAAAGGUGAAGUUUAAUCAAUACAUUCAACCAAUACCCGGACUGGCGAAUGACACCAUGGACUUGAUGAACAGUACUUGUUAUGUUACUGGAUGGGGAGAAGACGGAGGACCAUGGGGUUCAGCCAUAAUCCUUCAGGAACUUCAAACAUAUGUGGUGACCAAUGAACAGUGUCAGGCCGGCAUCGUGAAAGGCCCCGCUGUCACUGACGAUAUGAUCUGUACGGAUUCGGAACCAAAAGGCGCCUGUUAUGGUGACAGUGGCGGUCCUCUCCAGUGCUUGGUGGAUGGUACCUGGGUACAUGCGGGAGCGGUAUCGUGGGGUAACGCGGACUGUAACGUCGGGCCUACCGUGUAUGCGAAGACCUCUUAUCACAGGGAUUGGAUCUUGGGUAACAUGUAGAGAGUAAUACAACAAAUCAAAUAUGAACUUAAACAGGCAGCCGUUGGUUAACCAUGAUGUAAUAUUUCUAUUUUUGAUAACAUACACCAACCAUCUUAGUUUAUAGAAAGUGUAUGUUAAGAACAUUGAGAUUAUUUAGAGAAUUACAAUGCGAGCGUGUUCGUAGCAGGAUCUUGCAUUCCCAUGUCAACAUGCUGAUGUAAAUAUCAUUUGCAUUGUUACGUUAUUGAAGCUUGUAUGACUCGUGCCUUGACCGGGCCUUGAACUCACGAUGUACAGCACCCAAUCGUCUAGCCAGAAAUACCCGCAGCUCAUACCGCUGCGCCACAUCAGCGUUCUUGAACAAGAACGUUUCAAUGGCGCAGUGAUAGUCGGCCCGAUAUUCUG
Pecten maximus is the source of this 1338-nucleotide messenger RNA. Its product is annotated as tryptase-like. Gene Ontology annotation, molecular function: serine-type endopeptidase activity. The coding region runs from base 151 to 951 and encodes 266 amino acids. Gene Ontology annotation, biological process: proteolysis. Lineage: Eukaryota; Metazoa; Mollusca; Bivalvia; Pectinida; Pectinidae. The record is from RefSeq and is a predicted model, not a curated record. The transcript has 6 exons.